This is a messenger RNA of Varanus komodoensis (Komodo dragon), 12786 nucleotides long. RefSeq names its product Rap guanine nucleotide exchange factor 6 (gene RAPGEF6). NCBI's taxonomy places the organism in Eukaryota, Metazoa, Chordata, Lepidosauria, Squamata, Varanidae. Gene Ontology annotation, molecular function: guanyl-nucleotide exchange factor activity; protein binding. The transcript is spliced from 31 exons. The record is from RefSeq and is a predicted model, not a curated record. Gene Ontology annotation, biological process: positive regulation of ERK1 and ERK2 cascade; small GTPase-mediated signal transduction. Bases 811 to 5787 code for a protein of 1658 amino acids.
AUCUCCUGGCUAAGGCUGCUUCUUCCACCGCCCUCCGCCGCCAGCCGCGCGUCUGGCGGUAGGUGCGUUUGCUCGGCUGUCUUUCGGGAGUGGGGUUGCUGUGCGCGCGCGCGCGCGCGCGCUUUUUUCUCCCAUUUUUAGCCACUCGCCCCACUUUCUUACUCUCUCGCUCUCUGCCUCUUUGGUGACGAGGUGGCCGGCGGCCGAGGGUGGUGGUUUUCCAUUCGGGCUUGCUCUCCAACCGCGGCGUCCCCAGCCGGCCGGACUUGCAGGCAACUUCCUGCAAGUGUGGCCGGCUGGGACGUUGCGGUUGGAGAGCCCGCUCCUCGCGCCCCGGAGAGCGAGCCAGCCAGCCAGCCAGCCGCCCAGGCACGUCGAGCGAGUCGGUCUCCCCCUCCCCACCCGCCGCCCGUGCAGGCACGCGAGCAGGAGAGGGUCCCCAUCCGCGGCCGCCUCGUGAGCAAGGGAGCGCGCGGCUGCCCCGCGCCCGAAAAGUUGCCACAGGCGGGGCCCCGCGCGGCCGCCGUGCGGCCGGGGCUCCCCUGGCUGGAGACGGCCCUGCCUCGGCGAAGCCUUUCCGUCCCUCAGAUUUGCCAGUUCGGGAUUAGUUGCGAAAGGAGGAGGAGGAGGAGGAAGGUGUGAGGAGGGGGAGAGGAAAAGCCUUCAGACCAGCCGCACUGUAGCUCAGGGUUUUGGCCGGGCUCAAAAGAAAUCCGUCUCCCUUCUUCGGGACUCGACUGUUUUUUCCCUCACUGUCGUGAAAGUAACUUUCCCUGAAGAACUCCGUAGCAGGAUAACAAGCAUAAUAGGAUGACAUCUCUUCUGGAUCCCAGGAUUAAACAAGCUUUGCGGAAAAAGCCAUCGGAGAGGUCUGAAGAGGAAUUAAAUAUUAUCUAUUACUAUCUUCAUGGAAUGGACAUACUGUCUCAUCUCAGGGAGCAUCAGUUGAGAAUUAUGACUUCCAGUGCACGUUACAAAAGGUAUGAUGGAAAUCAAGUUCUGUUCUGCUCAGACACUAUUGCAAGAUGCUGGUAUAUUCUACUGUCUGGAUCUGUUCUUAUGAAGGACUCCAUGUUUUUGCCACCCUGCAGUUUUGGCAAGCAAUCUGGAGGAAAACGAGGUUGUGAGUGUAUUGUUUUGGAACCUUCCGAAAUGAUUGUGGUGGAUAAUUCAAAAGAGAAUGAAGACAAUAUUCUGCAAAGGGAAGUGCCACUUCGACAAUCUCGGCGGAGGUUUAGGAAGAUUAAUCAGAGGGGAGAACGCCAGACCAUCACUGAUAAUGUGGAUGUUAGCAGCUACCUUUCACUUCCGGCUGACCUUACGAAAAUGCACCUCACAGAUGGUCAGCAUCCACAGGUGACACAUGUCCCUUCAAGUCAAUCUGGUUGCAGCAUUGCAAGUGAUUCUGGGAGCAGCAGUUUAUCUGACAUCUACCAGGCUACUGAAAGUGAGAUGGGAGAUGUAGAUUUAACUGGACUCCCAGAAGCACCAGUAGAUUCUGAAGAUGAUGAAGAAGAAGAUGAAGACAUUGAUAGAACUUCAGAUCCAUUGCUGGGACGGGAUGUUGUACGGGAAUGCCUUGAAAAAGAACCUGCAGAUAAAACUGAUGAUGAUAUUGAACAAUUACUGGAAUUCAUGCAUCAGCUUCCAGCAUUUGCAAACAUGACCAUGUCUGUAAGAAGAGAACUCUGCUCAGUGAUGAUAUUUGAGGUGGUAGAACAAGCAGGAGCCAUCAUCCUUGAUGAAGGGCAAGAACUUGAUUCUUGGUAUGUCAUUUUAAAUGGCACUGUGGAAAUCAGCUAUCCAGAUGGGAAAACAGAAAGCCUCUGUAUGGGAAAUAGUUUUGGAAUUACUCCCUCUCUGGAAAAGCAAUACAUGAAUGGUGUGGUUAGGACCAAAGUAGAUGAUUGCCAGUUUGUGUGUAUAGCCCAGCAAGACUAUUGGAGGAUUCUGAACCAUGUUGAGAAAAAUACACACAAGGUUGAAGAAGAAGGAGAAAUUGUUAUGGUGAAGGAGCACAGAGAACUGGAUCGCAGUGGAACCAGAAAAGGACAUAUCGUUAUUAAGGCAACUCCUGAACGCCUCAUUAUGCAUUUAAUAGAAGAACAUUCUAUUGUGGACCCAACAUAUAUUGAAGACUUUCUAUUAACAUACAGAACUUUUCUGUCAAGUCCUCUGGAGGUUGGAGACAAACUCCUGGAGUGGUUUCAGUUAGACAGUCUCAGGGACAAGGUCACUCGAGUUGUGCUACUGUGGGUAAACAACCAUUUUAAUGAUUUUGAAGGGGAUCCAGCCAUGACACGAUUCUUGGAAGAAUUUGAAAAAAACUUGGAAAAUGCGAAAAUGAAGGGGCAUCUCAGGUUAUUAAACAUUGCCUGUGCAGCAAAGGCAAAGUUAAGACAAAUCACAUUGCAGAAGCCUUCUAGAGACUCUCCGCUUUACUUCAGUCUCCUUGGAGGAAGUGAAAAAGGGUUUGGUAUUUUUGUAGAGACGGUGGAAUCAGGAAGCAAGGCAGCAGAAGUUGGGCUUAAACGUGGUGAUCAGGUAAUGGAAGUAAACGGGCAAAAUUUUGACAACAUUACAUUUGCAAAAGCCACUGAAAUCUUGAGGAACAAUACUCAUCUUUCCAUCACAGUCAAAACAAAUAUUUUUGUGUUCAAAGAACUGCUUAUUCGUAUAGGACAAGAGAAAAAUGGAGUCCCACAUAUGCCCAAAAUAGCAGAAAAGAAAAAUAAUCGUUAUUCUAUCCCAGAUAUUCCUGGUGAUGUAGAACAGAUGUUUCCACGUGAGAAAGGAAACAAGAAAAUCAAAGCAAACACUGUUUCCGGUGGAAGAAACAGAAUCAAGAAAAUUCUAGAUAAGACACGGUUUAGCAUCUUACCUCCAAAAUUAUUCAGUGAUGGCAGUGUGAGUCAGUCACAGGAUGACAGUAUUGUGGGAACAAGACAAUGCCGACAUAGUUUGGCUAUUAUGCCUAUUCCAGGAACACUCUCAUCCAGCAGUCCUGAUCUCUUGCAGCCUACUACCAGCAUGUUGGAUUUUUCUAAUCCUUCAGCGGUUGGUUUUUACUACAUUCCAGAUCAGGUUAUUAGAGUUUUCAAAGCUGAUCAACAGAGUUGUUACAUUAUCAUCAGCAAGGAUACUACAGCAAAAGAAGUUGUAAGCCAUGCAGCACAUGAAUUCAAUCUGACAGGAGCCCCAGACACUUACUCUCUGUGUGAAGUUUCUGUGAGUCCCGAAGGAGUUAUCAAGCAGAGAAGGCUUCCUGACCAAUUCUCAAAGUUAGCAGACCGAAUUCAGCUCAAUGGGAGGUAUUACCUGAAAAAUAAUAUGGAAACAGAGACUCUGUGCUCAGAUGAAGAUGCUCAAGAAUUGCUAAGAGAAAGCCAAAUUUCCCUUCUACAGCUGAGCACAAUUGAGGUGGCCACUCAGCUAUCAAUGAGAGACUUUGAAUUGUUUCGGAACAUUGAGCCUACUGAAUAUAUUGAUGACCUCUAUAAACUUGAAUCUAAAACAGGAAAUGCUAACCUGAAACAGUUUGAGGAUGUCAUUAAUCAAGAGACAUUUUGGGUUGCCACAGAAAUUUUAUCAGAGCCAAAUCAGCUCAAAAGGAUGAAGAUCAUAAAACAUUUCAUCAAAAUUGCUCUCCAUUGUCGAGAGUGCAAGAAUUUCAACUCUAUGUUUGCUGUUAUAAGUGGUCUUAAUCUGGCACCAGUAGCUCGACUCAGAGGAACAUGGGAAAAGUUACCAAACAAAUAUGAGAAACACCUUCGAGAUCUUCAAGACCUUUUUGAUCCAUCUAGAAACAUGGCAAAGUAUCGCAACAUCCUUAGCAGUCAGAGCAUGCAACCUCCAAUUAUUCCACUCUUUCCUGUUGUCAAGAAAGAUAUUACGUUUCUUCAUGAAGGAAAUGAUUCAAAGGUUGAUGGUUUGGUAAAUUUUGAGAAACUCAGAAUGAUUGCCAAAGAGAUUCGUCAAGUCAUCAGAAUGACUUCUGCUAAUAUGGAUCCCGCUGUAAUGUUCAGACAAAGGAAGAAGAGGUGGAGAAGUUUGGGGUCACUAAGUCAGGGCAGCACAAACUCAAACAUGUUGGAUGUUCAAGGAGGUGCUCACAAAAAAAGGGCUCGACGCAGCUCCCUACUAAAUGCAAAAAAGCUGUAUGAAGAUGCUCAGAUGGCCAGGAAAGUCAAACAGUACUUGUCCAACUUGAAUGUAGAAACGGAUGAAGAAAAGUUCCAGUUAAUGUCCAUUCAGUGUGAACCUGCUUAUAGCACUUUGACAAAAAAUGUAAAUGAACGGCGAGGUGCAAAAGCUGCAGAAAUGUCUCCAAUGCCACUGAGGUCUGUUGGUCAAACCACAAAAGCCCAUUUACACCAACAAAACCGAAUGAGUCAAGUCCUUCAAGUUCCAGCUGUUAACUUGUAUCCCAUUAGAAAAAAGGGACCAGCAAAAGACCAUGUCACUUUCAGUUCUCCGCAGAAGUCCCUGAGUUUGUCUGAAGAAGCAAAUAGUAAAAAACAAACAGAAGACAAUAUAUCUAUGGCUUCUUCUUUGCAUUCCAGUCCUCCUGCAUCUCCGCAGGGUUCUCCACGCAAAGUCGGUAACCCCCAGAGGUCUGAUAACUGCAGUCAUAUUAAUCUCUCUGGCUCAUCCUCAUCUUUGGCCAGUGAAACAAGCAACAAGAACAGUGGACAACGCAGCUAUGGCAUAGGCUAUGCCCUGAUUCCAUCUGCCAAAUCUGAGAAUUUUUCGGACUCCAGCCACAGUGAGAUCUCGUCACGGUCCAGCAUUGUGAGCAACUGCUCCGCUGACUCCAUGUCUGCAGCCCUUCAGGAUGAAAGGUGCUUGCCUCAGGCUGUGGUGGUGGUAGAUUCAAUAGGAACCGUGGAAAGGAAAGAGCACCUUCAGUCAUCCUCUGAAUAUAACCAGCCUUGCCCUGGUUGGCCGCUGCCUAGACCUCCAGUGAUCCGAGGGCUGCCUGUUCCAUCUUCCUUGAGCACGGAGGAGAUUUCCCAUGAGCACAUCACAAUAGAAGCAGCAGACAGUGGUCGUGGAAGCUGGACCUCUUGCUCAAGCAGUUCCCAUGAUAACUUCCAAAAUAUCCAGAACCAGAAGGGUUGGGACCUCUUAAACUCUUACCGCCACACUCAUUUAGAAAGAGCCAUUGCUGAAGUGGAACCGCCCAACUGUUGUCCUGAGGAAACUCAUUUGCAUCCCCACCCUCACUCAAAUAAUAGGCAGUCCAAAUCUGGCAUGGACUUUGACCAGUCCCGACAAAGCUGGGCCUCGUCGAGUUCAUUGUCGGACACACAUGAAUCAAAUUAUGGGACGAUAAAACGGAGAGGACUUGACGGCUUAACGGCAGAGCAAGCUGAGGUUUUGGACUCCAAAGCAGGCAGUGAUACAAAUUACAAAACUGUCACUUCGAGUACGGAGCGAGGCCUCAUAGUGUACUGUGUCACCUCACCUAAGGAAGACAAUAGGUAUAGGGAGCCACCGCCCACCCCACCAGGAUAUAUGGGGAUUUCAUUAGCGGACAUAAAGGAAGGAUCACCUCACCACCCACACCUAAAACCUCCCGACUAUAGUGUGGCGGUGCAGAGGUCCAAGAUGCUGCAUAGCAAGCUCUCUAGGCUCUCCUCCACUCCUCUGAGUAGCGAAGCUGUGGCCUGUUUUCCAGCGAAGAUGCCUCAGUGGCAUAGCCGACAGCCGUCCCAUCCUAAGCUAGCAGAUAUGACUGACGCAAAUAGUGAAGAGGAUGAAGAUGAACAAGUAUCAGCAGUCUAGCCUUCGUGCUUCCUGUGAAAAUUGCCUCAGUAACAUCAAGAGGAGCAACCGUACAAUGCUGUUGGUUGUGACUGACAGCCUGCUGCUAUUGACUUCGAAAUGUUUGGAUUUGCCUCUCUUCUGAACAAUGUAAUGAAUCUCUCUGGAUCAUAAUUCUGAACUCAUGUGAAUUCCCUGAGAUCAAUCCCACACCGUAAGGAAAUAUUUAUAUCUAAGACAGACAAUUCUAAGGAAUUCUGACCCUGGAGUUUGGUGACCAGUAUUCGGAAGGACUUACCCUUUCAUACAUUGGGACCACCUCGGAAGCAUUCCUCUAUAGAAAAUCUAUAGAAUCUUUUAGUACACUUCAGUCAAAUCUUUUCUAUAUGGCUGUUAUGACUCCCAGUUGAAGAAUGUCAUGAUCUGUACUUAACAGAAACUGCAAAACUUUGGCAAAACUGUGGAAAUGUCUGCGGCAGUCUGAAGAGUAAUUUAUUAAUUUGGAGUUUAUAUAAGGGUUUUCUUUUUCUUUUGUUUUUGUUUUCUUUGUUGUAUAUGUAUUGGAAUGCUCUGGUUGGCUAAUAUGAUUGCUUUUUAAAAGAAAAUAAGAUGACAGAUUUAUUUAGGUGUUAGUGAAAUGUCGUAUGCUAAGCAAAACACUUUGGACUUCUGAGGAACUGGAUGUUCAUGAGUGCAGCUAGAGGUUUACACACAAUGCAACAUUAAACCUCUUGUAAAAUGCCAAGCCCCUGGGAUGUAUAUUAAGUGUGCUUUAAUGUGCAUCCAGUAGUGGAAUACUGCCAUCUGUUGGUCCUGUAUUUUAAAAUCAGUGAAGUACAUGUGACUGUCCUUUCAACUUUCAAAUGACUUGAGGACUGUACACACAGUUCUUUUUGCUUUUGUUUUCCUGCCCUCCAGUCUAAGUGAAUCAUUAUGUCUGUUGUAUUUAAGGCAUUGUCUACUGGGAGCCUCUCAGGUGCAAGGUCCAAAGUUUUAAAAAAAGGAAGAAGCACAAGGAGAUUGUUGUUGCAUGUGAACCAUUCCCCAAAUUUUUGAGCUGCAUCCUGUUCAGCAAGUCUUUCAUUGGAGAAGUUCCUUCUUUUGGCACUAGCCUGAAGUGUGCAGAACUUAAGAGUAGGAUCACAGAAAACAGAACCAAUGCUAAAUUUCAGUUCUUUACCAAUAGGAUAUCAGUAGAACUAUUCCAAGCUGCAGAGAAUGAAUUGACUCAAAUCCUAACAAGAAUAUGCCAGCAAAUAUGGAAAACCAAACAGUGGCCCACAGACUGAAACAUUCAAUACCCAUUCCAAUCCCCAAGAACGGAGAUGCAAAAGAAAUCAACAAACGUAGGACAAUAUGAAAUAGAAACACUAAUUUCCCAGACAAGCAAAGUAAUGUUCAUAGCGUUGCAACAAGGAACAUUGCCAUAUAUGGAGCAAGAAAUGCCUGCUGUUCAACCUGGAUUUUGAAAAGGAAGAGAUACUAGGGAUCAUACCACAAAUAUUUGUUGGUUACUAGAGCACACCAGAUAAUUUCAAAAGAUCAGUCUGUGCUUUAUAGACUACAACAAAGCCUUUGAUCGUGUGAUUCACAAGAAAUUAUAGAUGAUUCUGGAAGAAAUGGGGUGCCCCACACUUGAUCAUCCUGAUGCAUAACCUGUAUUGUGGAGAAGAAGCUAUUGGGAGACAGAAUAUAGAGAAACGGAAUGGUUUCUCAUAUGAAAGGUGUCAGACAAAGGUGUAUUUGAUCGCCUUAUCUUUUUAAUCUGUAUCCAGAACAUAUCAUCAGAAAAACUGGAUUAGGAUCAGGGGAAGGGGUGCAAAUUGAUAGAAGAAACACCACUAACUUAAGAUACUACUGGCAGAAACAGCCAUGACUGGAAACACCCUGUAAGGAAUGAAGUGAAAGAAGAAAGGGUACAAGGAGGACUGCAGCUGAAUAUUCAGGAAAAAUAAAAUUACCACAGAAGAAUUACAGAACUUUCCUGUUGAUGUGGUAGAAAUGGAAAUUGUGAAAGAUUUUAUAUAGCUCAGUCAUCAACUCAAAUGGAGAUUUGUAGCCAGAAAAUUUGAAGAAGACAGACUUAGGACAGCAAUGAAGGAACCAGAAAAGAUUCAGAGGCAGGAUGCUGCACUGGAGACCAUAGUCAAGAUUCUCCACACUUUUGUAUUCCUCACAUCCAAUAUGGAUGUGAAGAGCGAACAGUGAAGAAAUCUUACAGGAAGAACAUUUCCUUUUAAACAGGGUGUUGGAGGAGAGUGUUGACAAUACUCUGGACCAACAGAAAGACAAACAAGUGGGUCUUAGAUCAAAUCAAGUCAGAGCUUUCCCUAGAAGCAAAAAUGACAAAAUUGAAACUCUCAUACUUUGGGCACAUCAGGAGAAGGCAGUUGUCUCUGGAGAAGACAAUCCUUCCAGGGAAUGUUGAAAGCAGAAGAAAAGGAAGAUCAAAUAUGAGAUCAGUUGACUUCAUUAAGGAAGCCACUACUUGAAUUUACAAGAGCAGGACAAGGCUGUCAUGGAUAGGAAAUUUUGGAGAGCUUUCAUACACAGGGUUGCCAUAGGUCAGAGAUGACUUGACGGCACAUAACAACAAACUUAAUAGUAAUAGUGGUAAUAUCGUGUAUAGUAUAGAAGGCAUGUUUGGUGGGAAAUGUUUCCUUCCAUUCCAGAAGUGGAAGCUGUUUGCAGUAACAUGCUGUGCCCCUGAUCAGACACACUUCCUGUUUUUAUGAAGUCAUAUGAUCCAGGAUGAAACCCUGUAUUUGGAAAUGUGUAUAAGGUUGAGACCUGCUAAGGUAUGGCUCCAGUUAAACUUUGUACUUCUCAGACCUCUCUGUAGCUACAACGUCAUGAAAUGAAAUAUGAAAAGGCAAAGAUACUUAGUUUUCAGGAAUCAGAGGUUAUCACUGAGUUUAUGCCCACAGAUAGCUUGGAGUAUUUGCACACCAGACUGCUGUAUCUUCCUGUUCUUCCAACCAGAACUAAAGUUGGUACAAUCAGCUCCUAGGUCAUCCAAGAUUUUCUGCUAAACAUAUAAAAUGGUUUAGGGCUUUUACAUAUCACAUACCCUGCCCUUAGUGAGCCUGUAAAAAGAAUCAUAUAAUUGAGUGCCAUCCAUAAGAACUGGCAUAUACCACUUAUUCAUUCCCCCAUAGGGCAGCAUAAAAUGAGAGACAGAUGGGAGUUGUGCUUGCAGUUCCUCUGGGCUUUGGAUGUCUAUUGAAGCAGCAACAGUUCUUACCACUCUCGGGUGCUCCAAAACCUUAGCAUGACUGGAAGAUCAAACUCUCUCCCUUGUCCCAAGCGUGUGUCCUGGGCUUCAGUGAUGCUGGAAACAGUGGUCUUGGAGCACCUCUGAAUGAAAACCAGUGCAGCUGAGGCCUAACAGCCUUUCCUUCUAUUGAUCUUAUCAUUACCAUUGUUUGGAGCUUUUCUCGUGUCUUGUGCAUCUUCAGAAACAAGACCUUGCCCUGAUCCACAGUUGAGAAGGUUACUAGGAUAGUAUUUCCAAAAAUUGCAGACCCUGGCUCAUAUGUAUAGUACACACACUCUAUGCAAAGGUAAAGGACAGAGCAAAGUUUUUGUUUAUAAUUAGGCUAAGUUGAUAUUAUAGCUUUACUUAGCCAACCAGAGUACAUGGAAAAAAACUGGAGUUAUCUGCAUUUAUUUUCUUCCUCUAGCACAUGAUGAUGGCCAACCAAACAUUAGAAAUAGACAUGAAUGUGUCAAUGUAUAUUUCAAGUUUACUUGUAAAUAUUACUAUCAUAAAAUGUUUACAAUUGAAGCUAGAAGGAUGAUGUUUAUCAGUUUUAAAGGUGCCUCAGAGUAACUUAUUUUGUACACUUCAAGUUAUAAAGAGCUUUCAGAUUUUCUUUUGUGUGUGAGGCAAAUGCAGCAAAUUCUGGAAAAAUCCAAACACAGGUACCAAAUAUUAAAUUUAACAGUUUAAACUGUCUGUAUGCAUCACCUGUUUUGAUUUAGGACAGUGCUAAUUAACCAGAGGGUAUGUUUAAAGAAAUGUGUUGUGUUCUGAAAUUUGUGAGCCUGUUCGAGUACUCCUUCAAUGCCUUGUAACACGAAAUUACAAACCAGAAAAUAGAAGGAAGUGGAGAAGCUAACUAAUUCAUCAUUUAAUUGGCUGACUACAUGUUAGCACGCUAGCCUUAAGAAUCUGCUUAGCUGAGACAUCAGUCCGCUCUCCAUUUUUCCCUUUCAAGGCCUUAAUGAAAACAAUCAACAAUGAAAUAGUAUUACAAUCUGACUCAAGUUGGCACCCAUGAUUGUGUUAACUUGGCAAAACCCAAGCUCAGAUUUCCUGCAGAAUUGCAUUAGUGGUCCAUCGAUGUAGGAUGCAUUCCCAGUCAAUUGUGCCCAUAGGCUGCAGUCGUAGAUUGCCAUAGCAGGAGCAGGGAAGAAGUGUACACUCAGCCAGAUAGGUUGUUAAAGUUCAUCCUUUGCUUGACACCCAGCAGAACGGGCGAACUGCCAGUGUUGAACUUGCUCAUUCCGCCGGCUGACGAACUCAGUGCCUUUAGCUGUUGGUGCACUCCUGACCAGAUGUGCCGGGACUGUCUCGGAAUGGGGCUACACUUGCCAAAAACAAGCUUGUACACCUCCACGCCUUAGCUCCCAGCAGGCCUAGUUCACGUGUGUAUCCAGUGAUGUGUAUGUGCUAGCUUCAUGUAGCCACAAGCAUGAGAGAAAACAGGGUGCUUGGAACCAAUAGGAGAAUCUCUCAGUAACGUCAGAUACUUAUUUCAGCUUAUAGGAACGAAACGGAAGGAGUUUAGGACUGCUUGAGGGUGACCCUUUGAUGUUGCAUAAGCCUGAUGCUCUGCACAUAGACACAAUUGUAUGUCCAGGUCUAACUCACCUCGCCUGAAGUCCAUUGAGCCAGCUAUUUCACAUCUGCGACCUUCUUGAAUUUGGUGUUUUCCUGUCCACAGCAACAGUAAUAUUCAGUGUUCAAGUACACUGGUUUUAAGACCAAUGCCUAUCUUGUUAAUCAUGUUUUCAUAAUAUAAAGCCCAUAUAGUAUAGAUAUGCUCUGGAGUAAGUAUUCUCUGCUUCCUAUUUGCACAGUGUGAAUUGCCUCAUCUGUCUUUGUUCUUCAUUUGGUUUUUGCUCCUCCCACCCUUUAAUUGGCUGAUCACAUUGAUCAGGUCCACUAGCAAAAUGAAAUGAAGGUUGGGUCGGGUACAAAGAGACAAAACCACUUUUCUUUUAACCAGUCCACAUUAAAAGUCUGCUUAAUCCUAUUCUAUGCUGUUUGCAUAAACUUUACUCGUAAUGUAGUUGAGCAUGUUACUAGCAUGUUCCAUGCUUUUGCCCCACGUUAUAUAAUUUCACCAAUCCUAACUUGAAUUGUGUUUCAAAUGGCCAUGUCCUCUCUGUACAUAUCGUUUCUGCUUUGUUCAAUAUAGUGUGAGGAAAUGGUCUCCAGCUAAAUAGGCUGUAUCUGUAAAGCGACUAGGAAUAUUUGGAAAUCUCAAACAUACAGCCAGUGUCAGGUUUUGCUUCCAUAUAGUUACAUAAAUUGAGUGGCUAGAGGGGAUUCUCUCUCUCAGUACAGUAGUCAUGACCUGUCUGUCCUUUAAGUUUGCCAGCUGAGGCCUACUGAAUGAUGUUGGGUUUAUAAUGUUGGUGGAUCAUGUUGUGAAAAUAUGCAUAAUAUUGGGUAGAAAAAAUUGAGUUGGACUGAAGUUUUCCAAAUUAGUAAUUUGAAAGUGCACAUCUGUUAUAUGCGCUUCUCUUGCCCUAACAGAUAUGGUAGCCUGUGGUAAACAAAGAUGUUAGCUUUUCACCUGAAGACUAGGUUUAGGGUCAACUUUUUCCUGCUAAGGUUGGAGGAUUUUGCACGGACAUUAGUAGAUCUGGUUUUUAUUUAGGCCUUUGAAAGAACUUCCUAGAAUAAGAUCCCUGCUGUAGAGCUAGGCAAUUCUUCAGAAUGAGGGAUAGAGUAUCCUACAAGAAUGAAUUUUCUCUAAUAGAUUUUUUGAGGAGGAAUAACCAGAAGAAAAGAAAGCUAGUCUGUCCAAUAUGUCAUUCAGAUAAUUUAUUUAUAGGCAACAGCACAGCUAUCGGUCUCCAUAAUACACAUUUCCUUAAACAUAAUUUAAAACUAAUACGAAUUCUCAUGGCCUUCAAAAACUGAUCAGGAAGAAGGGGGUAGCCUCUCUUUGACAGAAGGCACGGUCCAUUGUGGUUGACAGUAACUCUCCAGACUUGGAGAAUUGUGGGCAUCUAGUGGACAGCAGAAGGAAUAUGGCAGGUAUGAUUGCUUCCAUGCACACCUUGCCCUCCACAAAAUUCUUCUUUCUUCCUUGCCUCACAAGAAUGAUUGGCUGAGGCACCACAAAACCCUUUAGAGGAUGGCGGUGAGCCGCAUCUUCACGCCCUGCCUCCCCGGUGCCCUCCCAUGCCAGCCUGGUGGAAAACCAUGCCAGCUGGGAGGGCUAAGGGGGAAUCCUCCGAGGACUGUUUUUCCAAGGUCAGAACUGGGGCUCUGACCUCUCUUGUGGUCCCACCAAACGAUGUUGGGAGGCCAUGGGGUUGUGCCAUAAAUCCUUUAACGCUAACUAUUCAAAAAUGGAGUGGAAAACAAGUUUGAUCCUUACUCCGCUUCCCAGCUCCCCUGCUUUGGUUGUGCUUGCCAUCAACUUGUCUUUAAUUUCUUUAUAUAUACAUGGGAUGCAGUUUAGCUUGGUAUUAAUGACAUUUUACAUAUGUGAGCAUAUGGGCAAAAACUGCACAGUUGUAAUGGUAUUCCGAUAGCAAUUGUCAAACUGCACAAGUUAGUGAUUGUAAAGUAUUCUGUAACAAGCAAUGUUUGUCUUCUAUUUUUUGAUACCUCUUACACUUAUGUCUUUUAGAAAGACAGUGCCUCUGUAUGCUUUUUUGUAUUUUUACUGAGUGAUUGUAAAUAUUUGUUAUAUUUUUGGUUAAGAGAAUGUUUAAAAGUACUGUUUAAUAUCCAAUCUACUAAUGUUGUUGGAACCAAUAAACAACUUAACAUGG